UUGCACUUUGUUUCUCCAAACAAAUGGGAACAGAGCAGCCUGAAACGUAGCCUUUAGCUGGUGUUUGUUGAUCAUACAUUGAGGAAGGUGAUGAUGAAGAAUAGCGUAUUCUUUCUGAUCUGUGCUUCCUGCUUCCAGCUUUCUCUCCAAGCUCAGGAAGCCCAGGCUCCUAACAUCACUGAUCUCACCUUUAAAAAUAUUGACUUUGCCAUGAACCUUUAUCGCAAGAUUUCCAGCCAUCAUGAUAAUAACAUUUUCUUCUCGCCCCUGAGCGUUUCCACAGCAUUCGCCACACUGUCGUUGGCAGCCAGGGACUCUACUCGCAGCCAGAUCCUGUCAGGGCUGAAUCUGGACACGCUGGAACAAAAUGGCCAGCCUGAGGUCAUUCCACAGCUCUUCCAGCACCUCCAGGGGAACAUCACCCAUGAUGGAGCACUGAAACUAGAACAGGGAACAGCACUCUUUGUGGACCUUAAUUUCCAAGUAGAGAGGGCUUUCAGUGAUCAGAUCAAAAAGUUCUUUGAUGCUGAUAUUGAGAAUGUGGAGUUUGAAAAAGCUGACCUCAGUAAGGAGACAAUUAACAAGCAUGUAAGGAAGAAAACUGGCAAUAAAGUGAAGGAGAUAGUGACUAACAUUGAACCACUGACUCAGAUGAUGCUGAUCAAUACCAUUUUCUUUCAGGGUGCCUGGGAGAGACCAUUUAACCCAAACAACACUGAAAACGGUCGUUUUUAUGUAGACAAAUACAACAUUGUCCAGGUUCCCAUGAUGAUGAAUUUGGAUAAGUUCUACAUUGCCAGUGAUGAUGAGCUUAAAGUAAAAGUGUUGCGUCUGCCUUAUUUGGGUGGCGCAGCUAUGCUCAUUGUCCUACCUGACAACAAUGUUGAUUACACCAUCAUAGAUGAUGAAAUAAAUGCUGAUAGAUUUCUUAACUGGAUCAAGAAUAUGAAAAAAACAAAACUGGAGGUCUACCUGCCCAAAUUUAAGAUGGAACAGUCUUACCCCCUGCACAAAAUUCUGCCAGCUAUGGGUAUUCAGAACAUCUUCAAGAACACAGCUAACCUCAAAGGCAUGAGCCAGGAGCCUGGUCUAAAAGUCUCACAAGUUUUGCACAAAGCUGUGAUUGAAGUGGAUGAGAAAGGCACUGUAGCUGCUGCAGCAACAAGUGUGGGAAUCACAGCUUACUCCAUGCCAACCUCCUUUGUCGUAAACAGGCCUUUCUUCUUUUUUAUCUACCACGAAGCAACCAACAGUCUGCUGUUUAUGGGCCGAGUGAUUGAUCCCACUAAGCAGUGAAUCAGCAUGUGCUGUCAUCAACAAAUUAGUGCCCUGGAUUAGAAACAUUAUUCCUACUGUGCCCUGCAUUAAAGCACUGUUUUUCUAGAUCAUAUUGCUUAAUAUAUUAUUAAUAAUUGCUUAUAUGUUAUUAAUAAAUAUUUUUUGUUUUAAUGGACAAAGUGUGUACAAACUAUAGGAAAAUAUUUGCAUAUAAGUGCAAUAGGUAAAUCUAUUCCUAAACUGGUUUUGUCAUGUACUUAGGCUAAAGAAUUUCUGUAAUUUUUGAAGCUACAUUACUUUUUGCAUUAUGAGACCAUGGUUAGAUUUAGAUUCAGACUACAACAUUUAGAUCAUUGUAAGGGUCAUAGCAGGCCUGUCUGUUAAAGGUUCUAUAUUAGGCUGUGAAAAGGAUAAGUUUUAUACUUUGAAUUAUACAGACUGUUACAUUAAAAUUUGAGUCCUUUCAGGCAUUGAAAAUGUAUGUGUUAACUAGCAAUUUACAGUGUGAAGAUAUUAAACUUCUUAAAACUGAA
Messenger RNA from Pygocentrus nattereri (red-bellied piranha), 1811 nucleotides. RefSeq names its product protein Z-dependent protease inhibitor (gene serpina10b). Gene Ontology annotation, molecular function: serine-type endopeptidase inhibitor activity. The transcript has 5 exons. The record is from RefSeq and is a predicted model, not a curated record. Gene Ontology annotation, biological process: blood coagulation; negative regulation of endopeptidase activity. The coding region runs from base 91 to 1296 and encodes 401 amino acids. NCBI's taxonomy places the organism in Eukaryota, Metazoa, Chordata, Actinopteri, Characiformes, Serrasalmidae.